AUGUCUACAUCGCCCCAGACUCUCUCUGAGGCCGCUGAAAAUAUCGCGUGUGUUCUGGACGAGUAUCCCGAUGGCGGUUUGCGAGCCUGGCUGGUUGUUGCUGGGGUAGGUCUUGCUUGUCGAUGUGCAAUAAUUUUACGACGUGAGCGCCUUCUAGGAUAUGGUCCUGUCUUUCAAUCCUACUACCAAACGAAUAUAUUGAAGGACACUCCACCGUCGGACAUAGCCUGGAUCGGUUCCAUUCAGUAUUCGCUGGUGUUUUUGCCCGGCCUCCUCGCAGGUCGGCUCUUUGACUUGGGAUACUUCCACCCUCUCUUCGCCGCAUGUAGCCUACUACUAGUGGGCGCAACGCUGUUGAUAGCCGAAUGUCACGAGUAUUGGCAGCUCUUGCUGUGCCAGGGAUUCGCCGUUGGACUCGCGUGCGGAGGAAUCAUGAACCCUACAACCGCGGUGCUUUCUCAUUGGUUCAAGAAGAGGUUAAGGUUCGCCCUGGGGUUGAUGGCAGUGGGCUCGUCUCUGGGCGGGACCGUCAUACCCAUUGCAACCAGGAAUCUGUUACCUAUCGUAGGGUUCAAAUGGACCAUGAGAAUCAUGGCACUGAUUCUUCUGCUGGGCCUCGGCCUAGGUAAUCUGCUGAUGAAACGCCGUUUUCCACCUACCGACGUACACGGGGGUCUCUUCAAUUUCCGCGAAUUCAAGUCCGCGCCUUUCUCCCUUUAUUGUGUAUCUACAUUAACGUCUUUCCUCGGAAUUUACACUGUUUUGACUUAUAUCGACGUCAGUGCAGCUAAAGUCGGUGUUUCGAUAGCCAACUGUGCUUCGGGCUUUGGACGAUACUUUGCCGGGCUACUCGGAGAUAAGAUUGGAGCCAUGAACGUGAUGAUUCCAUUCACUACGGCGUCUGCCAUUAUCACCUACUCAUGGCCUUUCGCGAAGAACCAAAAUUCGCUAAUUAUCAUCGCUGUCAUCUAUGGAUUCACUUCAGGUUCCUUCGUCUCCCUCCUGUGUGCCCCCAUCAUUGAAUUCGGGGACACCGCCGAUGUGGGCCGGCGAGUGGGCAUGAUGAUGAGUAUCCUUGCUGUGGGUGCCUUGGUAGGACCGCCGAUUUCUGGUUCUAUCAAUACCGCCACUGGAGGAUUUGAGGCUGUCGGGUAUUAUGCAGGUAGGUCUUUGAUUUUUUUCUAUGAUAAUCUUCGAGCGGCUAAAUCAGUAUCAUUCUGGUCACAGGAAGCGCAAUUAUCCUCAGUGUAG
This is a messenger RNA of Desarmillaria tabescens, 1251 nucleotides long. RefSeq names its product MFS general substrate transporter. Gene Ontology annotation, molecular function: transmembrane transporter activity. The record is from RefSeq and is a predicted model, not a curated record. Gene Ontology annotation, cellular component: membrane. NCBI's taxonomy places the organism in Eukaryota, Fungi, Basidiomycota, Agaricomycetes, Agaricales, Physalacriaceae. Gene Ontology annotation, biological process: transmembrane transport. Bases 1 to 1251 code for a protein of 416 amino acids. The transcript has 13 exons.